Molecule: messenger RNA, 1086 nt
Organism: Aspergillus niger
Lineage: Eukaryota; Fungi; Ascomycota; Eurotiomycetes; Eurotiales; Aspergillaceae
Exons: 9
Coding region: 1-1086 (361 amino acids)
Molecular function (GO): protein binding
Source: RefSeq, a predicted model, not a curated record
AUGUUGCUUGAUGGUCGAAUAGUCCCUCUGGCACACGGAUAUCUCAGUGCAUCGUUGGUAGCUUUAGCUCGCCGUAGCCUAGCCGUGGCACCUGCACCGGGAAAUAUUAGCUCUGGCUUAAUAGACACUGGACGUGCUCGAAUUCCACGAGAGAAGUCCGUUAACGAAGGUGUUCUCUCCUACCGAGGACAGGAGCUGAUUAAGCUUUCGGGCAUGGGAGGCUGCGCGGGAGGCCCAUCGACUGCGUAUGAGCAGUGGAUGGAGACGGCUAGAGAGGCGGAGGAGAGGGGGGAUGAGAAUAUGACGGUUGAGAAGGCGGAUAAGUUAUGGCCGUGGGAUACGAGGAUUGAGCGUAUAUUAGACGCGGUUUUCCCAUCAAUCGGCGGUUUUAGGGGAGAGCUAGCAAAACUCCCAAGGGGGCGUAAUUUGAUCUGCCAUGAGAUAUCGCUGACAUGCGGGGUCGGUAUCGGUAUUAUUCAUUCGCCGUCCCAGCCUAUCACAGGCGAUGACUAUGCGGGAACUGCCCCACCGUUUGUGAGCAGUAGGGGUGUGCGCCCCUUCCUUGUGAAUUACAGAGUCAAAUCAUCAUCUCCCUUCUGCCCUAUCUCCUACUCGACGGAAUUUAAAUAUUAUCCCACUCUUUGGAAACAAAACGAACGCAUCCCGCGUCAGAUAUCAAACGGUGACUUAUGCCCAGCUAUGGAAUCAGGAAAAGUAGCCGCAUCACCUUGCGAGUUCGAAAGAGCACCUGGAAUGGAGAUUCUCCGCGUCUGUUCAUAUCAUCGGCAUGACUUCGAUCUAGCGGUUGCCAGAACAAAUUCCCGUGACCACGACCAAGUACGCAGCUCGCUGCUUCGAUCUAUCAAUGCUACGUCCUCAGGACUUGGACAUCUUCAGAUUCUGCCCCUUGAAAUUGUCUAUGAGAUAUGCUUCCUCCUUGAUAUUCAAUCUUUGCUCAACUUGCGUCAUGUCAAUCGCCGUGCGCACCAAAUCGUUAGAACGACCCGUGGCUACGAAGUGACAAUUACCCAUGCCUUUGAGGCUCUGUGUAUUCUCUUCCCUCCCUCUUACCAUCAUCUGUCGUGA